This is a messenger RNA of Pelodiscus sinensis (Chinese soft-shelled turtle), 512 nucleotides long. The record is from RefSeq and is a predicted model, not a curated record. NCBI's taxonomy places the organism in Eukaryota, Metazoa, Chordata, Testudines, Trionychidae.
UCCUGCAGGCGGGUUCUCCGCACCCUAUAUAUCGCGGGGCUCCGUCUGUGGGGUUUACCGAGGGAGCAGAGCACCGAGAGCCCAGUGCAGACCAGACAGCCGCCUCGCCAUGAAGAUCACAGGAGCCGUUCUGCUCUUCUCUCUGGCCUUUUCCUGCCUCUACUUGGAUGCUGCUGGCCAGGAUGAGGAGGAUAUGUGCAGUAUGUACGACUACCCUCCAGAAUACUGCUCUCCUGUGUACAGCCCUAUCUGUGCAACCGAUGGCACCACGUACGGCAACGAAUGCGAAUUUUGCGCUGCCUACUUGACAGACCCAGAGUAUGUUGCCUUUGCAUAUUAUGGCGAAUGUUACCCAUAUGAUGAUGCGGUCGUAGCCAGAACUGAACUUUAGAUGCUCGCUGCCACGCCCAGAACCCUGCACGGAGCCGCUUCUCAUCCCACCUCCACGGCCUGGCCCCCGGUAGCGUCGCUGCCCAUCCCCCUGCCCGCGCAAUAAAGGAAACUCCGCACAA